This is a messenger RNA of Lobosporangium transversale, 917 nucleotides long. RefSeq lists its product as hypothetical. Gene Ontology annotation, molecular function: acyltransferase activity, transferring groups other than amino-acyl groups. The coding region runs from base 147 to 869 and encodes 240 amino acids. The transcript has a single exon. The record is from RefSeq and is a predicted model, not a curated record. Lineage: Eukaryota; Fungi; Mortierellomycota; Mortierellomycetes; Mortierellales; Mortierellaceae.
AUUUGUCGCACAGUUCAACGGAUACAUGUCCUUCCAUGCAACAUUACAAUACAUUAUAAUAUCUAUCUACUUUUGUCGUUUACUUAGAUAUACGUCACCUUAAUGUUGCAUCGUCUUCAUCAUCUCAUUAAUUCCGCAAAUUUCUGAUGGCUACCACAUUCUUUGUCGUUGACCCUCAAUAUAUUGAUGGUACUGAGCUCUCUCUAUCACCUCUCCACAAUGAUACAUCUACUUCCAUUAUUAUUUGGCGACUCGUCUGCACCAGAAACGGAGCCUCACCUCGUGGGCUUUAUCUGCCCCUCGACAAAACUUUGGUCGUCAAGGCGCUCUCUGAACUCUUUCCACAGCUCUCUACCUCCUGCACGGCAGGGCCUGAUAUUGACAGGAUCGAAGCAUGUCUCACCAACGAGGAUACAUUUACAUUGCUUCUUGCAACAGAAACCUUGGAGACAAUAACCUUGCGCCAACCGGAAAUAAAUGCUGAUCAAAUAACACUCCAAGAGGAAAUAACAACUAAUAGCAAUGUUACCACUAUGCCUACAACUACAGCUUUCGAAAAAACAUCAGGGUCGCCCAAGGUUUCGUUCAAGAUCACAAAAAUCGUGGGAUGUCUGACGUUGGUAACGCUAAAAUUAUUGAUGAAUAAUCGCGCGCAUAUCGAGGAUCUUGUCGUUUCUGACAUCUGUCGUGGGAAAGGCGUAGGUCGGGGUCUCAUGAAACGUGCUCUAGAUGAGGCUGUAUUUGCGCGGCAUUGCAAAAUAGUUGAUCUGACUAGUAAGCCCGAUCGAGUCCAAGCUAGAGCCUUAUAUGAAUCCUUAGGUUUCAAAAUCAGAGACACGGGUGCGUUUCGUUACUACGCCACCUCUUAGAUGACACAGACAGUCAGAUAGAGAAUAUAAAUAUAAAAUACAACGUCC